Messenger RNA from Rhodotorula toruloides NP11, 2976 nucleotides. RefSeq names its product RING finger domain protein. The transcript has 4 exons. NCBI's taxonomy places the organism in Eukaryota, Fungi, Basidiomycota, Microbotryomycetes, Sporidiobolales, Sporidiobolaceae. Gene Ontology annotation, biological process: protein polyubiquitination; protein monoubiquitination. Gene Ontology annotation, molecular function: ubiquitin protein ligase activity. The coding region runs from base 1 to 2976 and encodes 991 amino acids. The record is from RefSeq and is a predicted model, not a curated record.
AUGCCACGCGCGGGCGACUCGCCCCCUUCCAAGAGACAGCGGACCGGCUCUCUUUCGCCCCACUCUCGUCGCGCAUCCUACUCUCGGACGUCGCGCAGCCCAGAGGAUACGCGGUCAAGGCGGCGGGAUCCCUUGGAGGGCUUCGACGACGAGGCCGAGGAACCGGACGAUGCCCGCGACCGGCGAGACUUGAGCGACGGCGAGAGGGGAGACGAGCCGGAGGACGGUCACAGCGAAGGAGAGGACGAGGAGGAGCUGUGUGCGAUCUGUCUGUCGCCUAUCGAGAACCGGUCUGUCAUCUUCCCCUGCCACCACGGCCAGUUCUGCUGGCAGUGCAUUCGAGCGUGGACAGAUCAGAGUCGAAAGUGCCCCCUCUGCCUCGGCCCGAUCGAGCACCUCAUCCACAACAUCCGCUCGUCGAAGGACUACCAGACGCACUACCUUCUCCCACUACACGCCAUCGCCUCGACUUCUUCAGCGGCAGACGACCUCCUCCCUCCUCGAGGCGCUCGUCGACCUGCCGUUAAUCCUACAUUGCCUCGUCACGCCCUGUACGGUCGAAACCGCUACUCGUCCGCUGCCCGUCUCAACAACCUUGACGAGACGACAUGGCGCGAGCGGGAAGAGGAGCGGGCUCUCGAGCGGCGCAGGUUCAUCUACCGCGAGGGGCUGUACGCGAAGCAUGUUGCGAGCAAUCGCUACACCGGCUUCAAGCCUUUCACGCCGCAGACGUUCGCCAGCAACCCGGAUCUCAAGGCUCGGGUCAUCAAGUUCAUCCGCCGCGAGCUCCAAGUCUUCCCGGCUGUCGAUGUCGCCUUCCUCACCACCUACCUCGUCUCCAUCGCUUCUCAGCUCGACCUGCGUUCGGCAGCCGCCAUUCGUCUCAUCUCGGACUUCCUGUCUGAGCAGGAUGCCCAGCAUCUCGUACAUGAGAUUGUCACUUUCGCCCGCUCGCCGUUUACCUCGCUCGAAGGAUACGACCGCUUCGUCCAAUACGGCCGGCCGACGAGGGAAGUGCCAAAGGCACAGGAGCUCGAGGAGAUGGUGCAUGACCCGGAGGAGCUGAGUCGCCAGGCGCCUCGCUUCGAGGAGCAUAUGCGGAAGAGACGAGACGAGGAGGCGGAGCGGGAGAGGCGGAAACCGAGGCCGAUUCCGCCCAUGUCGGCGAGUCUGCCGCAGCGACCGAGCGAGGACGUCAGGCGGGCGAGCCAGGGCGACGCUUUCCGUGACCGAAGAGGUGAUACCGGCUACGAGUCGCGACAGCCGUCGAGACGCCUCAGCGACCGUCCACCGUCUCCUCCCCCUCACGGCCGUCGAAGGUCUGGCGGGUACCGUCCGCGCUCUCCCUCGCCUAUCCGUGAACCCGACUGGCGCGACCGAGACGAGCGGUAUGUCGGCUCAUACCAUCUCUCCAGCUCGAGCCGGCGCGAUCGUCCGGGACGAGGCAGAUACGCCCCUCCUCUCGACCGUCGAUACCGCGGCGACUACCGCCCGGCUCGCUCGCGGAGUCAAAGUCCGUCUCGGGACCGACGGCACCGUUCACCUUCGCCUGCAAGGCGGCGAGACCGAAGCGUCAGCCGAUCGCGAAGCCGUUCUCGUCCACCGUCGCCCGCUCGUUCACGACGGUCACCUUCGCCGAGACGGUCGAGAUCUCGUCCUCCCGCCAGCUCGAGACACUCCCGUUCACCCUCUCCGUCUCGCACGUACGCCUCGCGAGGACGCUCCCGCUCCGUCACGCCUUCUCGCCCAGCGAACGGUCGUGACCAGGAGACGCCUCCACCGCCAGUCGACCCCGAGCUUCGCGACGCCAUCUCCCUUUCGGUCCCCGUACUCUCUGCGAACCCGACGCCGCGACCUGCCUCUCCGGCUCACAACCGGCCGCCCUCCGCGAAAGCCGAUCCGGCACAGCAGCAGCCUCCGCAACGGCCGAUGCUCAACAUAUUCGGAGCUGCGCGCCGGAUCCUCGGGAACGGGCGUGUCGUCACGCUGUCGGAAGACGGCAAAGCCUCCUUACAGACGCACGCAACGGGUCGCAAGGACGGAGGGUUGGCCAUCAGUGGGCGCGGUCGCAACAACGGCAAGGGAAGAGCGGUACGGCCGAUCGAGCAGGAGCCGUACGACGCCGCUCCUGCGCAUCGUCCCGCCUCGCCCGCCGCGAAGAACCUCCUUGCACGGCUCGGAGGCAUUGCUCCGUCUCCUGCGCCGUCGUCUACGUCUGUCGCCUCGGCAAGCACCGCCGAACCAUCCAGCCUGCAGGAUUCGCUCCGAGCAAAGUUGCAGGCACGCCUCACCGCCGAGUAUCGUCAGGCUCUCGCUUCAAAGAACAACGGUCCUUCGACCUCCUCCACUCUCGGCGCGAAAGGCAAGACGGAUUUGCGGUCGAUGUUGCAGCAGCGGCUACAGGCGGAGAAGGCGCUCGCCUACGAGGACCUCGUCCGCUCACGUGCCUCCGCUUCAUUGGCCGCCGCCCGCGCCGCGUCGACGACCGCUCAGACAGACUCGCUCGCUUCUUUCGGCGCCGGGCUGCUAGGCGGCGGCUCCGACGCAGACGGCCAGACGACCUACAGCCAGGCGACACGCGACCUGCUCAUGGCCCGUCUCGAGGAGGAGAAGCUGCUCGCCGCAGACGAGCUGGCGGGCGGGUUCGCACUCGACUUUGGCGACUCGUACGAGCUUGACUACGGCGACUACGGCGACACGACGCGCGCGCUUGCGCCCGAGCCGGAGCAGGCGAGUCCUCCAGCAGCGGAGGAAUUGAAGCAGCCGAACAAGUCCGAAUCGACUCUCAAGGCGGCACUCCUCGCCAAGCGCCAGGCUGCCGUCGAGGACGAGCUGAAGAAGAAGUCGGGCGAGCUGAAGGAGAAGCUGAUGCGGCAGAAGCUGAUGCAGGCGCGUGCGAAGGCGCAGGGAGGGAAGGCGGCCAAUAGCGGAACAGCGGAUGCCGACACCGGAGGAGGAAUGGAAGGGGGAGCCUAG